Molecule: messenger RNA, 4103 nt
Organism: Xyrauchen texanus (razorback sucker)
Lineage: Eukaryota; Metazoa; Chordata; Actinopteri; Cypriniformes; Catostomidae
Product: junctional adhesion molecule 2A-like
Exons: 10
Coding region: 317-1201 (294 amino acids)
Biological process (GO): leukocyte tethering or rolling
Cellular component (GO): tight junction; protein complex involved in cell adhesion; cell surface
Source: RefSeq, a predicted model, not a curated record
CGUCCUGUUUUUGACUUGAAAGUGUCCAUAAUCACACAUUUAGGUUAAAUGUUACUGCAAUAAAACUCAACUUGGUAUUAGGCUCCACUGUCAAAGAAAAAGAAAGAAAUUAAAUGAACGAAAGAGUUCUGAAAGUGAAGAGCUGAGAAAAUAACAAGACUCGCCCGUUUGAGGAGCGACAUAACAAAUGUCUCAAAGCAUCUGUCGUGCACGCGCGGUGUUCUGACGAGAGCGCGCAAAACAUCCUAAAAAUCUUCCGAAGCGCGAAAAGCACUUCAGUAUCAAUGCGCUCCUGGACAAGCCGGACAAUCUGAGGAUGACCAGAAUACAGAUAUUAACCUUCCACGUUCUUCUGAUGCUCCUUUACAUUCCUAUCUCAGCUCCUGUUACUGUGACAACAAGCAGACCAAAAGUAGAGGUGCAUGAAAACACAAAUGCUGUACUGUCUUGUGAGUUCAGGACAGAAAAAGAAACCAACCCUCGUGUUGAAUGGAAGAAGAGAGGCAACGAUGUUUCAUAUGUUUAUUUUGAUGGCGAAUUCACAGGUUCAUUUAGGGGCCGUGCGUCCAUCGAUGGGGCAACAGUGACCCUUCGUGGUGUUACACAGAAAGACUCAGGAGUUUACCUCUGUGAAGUCACAGCCCGUCAGGACAAAAUCAAGUUGGGGGAGGCCACUGUCACCCUCAAUGUGCAUGUGCCGCCACAUACUCCAUCAUGUGAGGUCCCAGAGACGGUCAUGAGAGGCUUUUCUGUGGAGCUGCACUGCAAAGACAAACUGAGUGUUCCCGCUUCCACCUACAGCUGGUACAAAGACAACAAGUUGCUUAAUACUGCCCAUCUCCCUGAAAUAAACUACAGCCUGGACCCCAAAACAGGGACUCUGAAAUUCAAGAGUGUGUCCAAAUCUGAUGAGGGACAGUAUCGAUGCGAGGCCUCCAAUGGGGUGGGGGCACCAAAAAGCUGUGCAGGCCAACAUAUGAAGAUAACAGAAUUUGAGCUGAACCUGACAUUAGUUAUAGCAGUAGGAGUGGGCGCCUUCUUGCUCUUUCUCUCGUGCUGUCUGGCCAUCUGUCUGUGUUGCAGACGAGGGUGCUGUCGUCGCAAGAAUAAGGGAGAGACAAAACAAAGCAGAACUAAGACCAACUAUAACCCUCCAACAGAUCCCAGGCACUACAAACACACGCAAUCCUUUGUGCUUUGAAGAGGGUGAACACAUAUCUGUGAUGACCAGAGUUUGUAUUUCGACAGUGCCUUGCUGUAUCCUCUUUUCUGCUUACAUGUUUCAAACACUGGAGGAAACGUGUCUCAGAAAUGAAUUUUAAUGGAGCUGCAGUUCUUAUUUAUUAUUAAAACUGAUGAGCUGAGUUGAACGAUCAAGUGCUCCUCUAUCAUUGAGCAGAGAGACACGCCCCCCCUGGUGGCAAUGUUUGAUUCGGAUCUAAACAAUCCACAACAUACCCAAGUCUAAUUGCAGAUGUUUCACUUGUACUGUUGUAAAAAGCUUAUUUAUAAAUUUCAAUAUUGAAGUAUACAUUAAUUUUAGGCAAAAUAAGUAAUAUUUUUGAUGCUUCAUCUGUUUUGAACAGCUUGGAAUUUUCAUCAUAAUUUUCAUCUUAUACAGUAACAUAUUAUCUGUACUGAUAUUGUUUUAAAAUCAUUAAGAAUUUAAAUGUAGAAAUGUAGACCACCACAGAUAUGGUGGUCCAAUUGAUUUGAGAAGUAACAAGCUUGACUUGUCUCAGGAUGUGUCAGUGAAGUGUAUUAAUCAUGCAGAAUUUUAUUUGAGUUCACCUUACUUUGUUUCAGCACAUAUUUCUUUACCAAGAGUUGUCACUAGUUGUCUAAUGGUGAGGAUGUCAUUUGCUUGUUAUUAAAGGGAUAGUUCACCCAAAAAUUAUCUCAUCAUUUUCUAACCCUCAAGCCAUUUCAGCCCUGUAGAUCUUCACAAUGCAAGUGAAUGGGUACCAACAUUUUGAAGCUCAAAAUAACACAUAAAGACAGCAUAAAAGUAAUCCAUAACACUGAAGUGGUUUAAUCCAUGUAUUCAGAAGUGAUAUGAUUGGUGUGGGUGAGAAACAGAUCAAUAUUUAAAGGGCACCUAUUAUGGAAUUUUGAAAAUUACCUUUCAUGUAGUGUGUAACAUAGAUUUAAGUGAACAAAAACAUCCUGCAAAGUUUUAUAUAUGAAAGUUCACCGUAAAAAAAGUUAUUGUCUCUCAAAAGUAGGAGUCGACUCUAAGUCAAUGUAAUGAAUCGUUUUUCCAAUGAGUCAUUUUCCUUUUCGUUGUGACGUCAAGACGAAAAAUUACCAAAUUGGCCGCGCCCACUCAUUGCGCGCAGACACCAGGGAAAACUUGAAAAUAUCAUGUCGACAACAAGACGCUGUGUUCUGAAGUGCAUAUCAAAAGCGACCUUUUUUCACUGCCCAGGGACGAGCAUGUGAAGAAUCAGUGGCUAGAGUUUAUAUUUACAACUAUACCACACAAGUAUAGCCCGAACCUUGUGCUGUGUUCGCGUCAUUUUAAUGACGAUUGCUUUACAAACAUGAAUGCUUUCAAGUGUGGAUUCGCGAGCCGGUUGAUACUGAAGGAAGGUUCAGUACCAAGUUUAUUUGGAUCAGCUUCCUCCUCCGAAUCACAACCUGUAAGUAUUAUUAAUAAUUGUUGCUUUUAUGUGUUUUUUAGCAUGCUUAAUAAGUAUUUGUGUGUGUUGUGUACGUUACGCUCAGCGCAGCUUCAAGGUCUCCAAUGUCAAUUUUUAUGAAAUAUGUGAAAUGUUUGUCGAUGUUAUUGGAGUUGUCAUAAAGAAUAGAGCAAUAACUUGUAGUAAUGCAGUGCUUUAUCAAUAUGUUUAUGCGUUGGGCUAACGCAAACAAUAACUGAUUGGGUGUUUACCACCGAACUUUGGGCUAUGAUCGCUAACAUAAAUCAACUCAAAUUCCUUCUCUGAUUUUGAUUUUUUUACUACAAAGCGGUGAUGGCCGUUCCAUUUCCGACAAUCUCUGCACAGAGUAUACCAAUCACAACUGACUGGGUCAUCUGACCAAUCACCGCAGAUUAGCGUCACGCAAAGGAGGGGUUUGGAAAAAUGAGUCGUUGAACGAAUCAUUUGGGAGUCGGUGAGCAAAUCAGGUAAACAUAAAUGCAUAUUAUAAGACAACAAAAGUGUUUUUUGUCAUUGCAUGCAUGUAAAACUGUUGUUGGGGACUCCCAAAACAAUAUUAGGAACAUUUUAAAUGCCAUAAUAGGUGCCCUUUAAGUCCUUUUUUAAUAUAUAUUUUUCUCCCUGCCCAGUAGGUGGCAAUGUGCACAAAGAAUGUACAUCACUAAAAACAAAAGAAGAAUGUAAAAGUGGAGAUUUAACAAAGCACUUAAAUAUUAAUAAAUUUCACACCCACACUUAUAAUUUCGCUUCUGAAUAUAUAGAUUUAAUCGCUGGAGUCAUAUUGAUUUCUUUUAUUGGAGCUUCAAAAUGUUGGUACUGAUUCACUUGCAUUGUAAGGACCUAUGGAGCAGAAAUAUUAUUUAAAAAUCUUUGUUUAUAAGAAAUAAAUUCAUUUACAGCUAGGAUGGCAUGAGGGCGAGUAAAUUAUGAGAGAAUUUAAAUUUUUGGGUGAACUUUUCCUUUAACAUCUACUAGACACAGAUACUUAUUUUACCAUUUAUUUGAUUUGCUGUUACUCAAAACAAACCAACAGUCCCUCUCUUCAAAAACUGUGGAUGUUAGAUAGCAAAGUUGUUCUAUGGACAAACAAUUGUUUAUGUUGUUUUUACAUGUUUCACAAUAGUGUAUUUGCCAGUGGUUCCAAGUGGGAAAGACUGGGUUCAGUGCAAGCUCCAGAAAUUAGAUGAAGUCUAUAUCAAUAAGAAAAUAUUUCUUUAAAAUAUCACUUAAUACUAUCAGUAUAUAUUUAAAAACCUACAUAACCCAUUGCAGCUCUGGUAUUGGUGUGUGUAAAGUCAAUGUAAAAUUCAUUGAUUCAAUGCAAAAUCUAGUGGUCAUUUUAAAUAGACUUGGUCACGUGAUAUAGAUUGCUGCCAUACACAUAUAUAUUUUUUUUACACAGAUGACGUGAAUGUAGCAUUAACUUUCAAUGUUAAAUAA